AUGUUUUCAUCCCCUCUAAUAAUCAACAAACGUCUGAUAUCUACUACCCUUAGGCUGGCUGAGCAAAAGGGUUCUAAAGCCAUUAUCUCGUCGUGUCCAGCCGGUACUCCACUAAAUUUACAAAUUAAAAAAACUGGCAAGGAGCCUGUAGCUCUGCAUGAAUCGGAAUAUCCAGAAUGGCUGUGGGGUGUAUUAGAUCCCCAAGUUGAAGCUGCUAAGCUAAAUGAGGACCCGUUUGCUGCUCGUAAGAAGCAACUGAGAAAGAUGAACAGAGAGAAGAUCAAGCAGAAUAACUUUCUGUCAAGAAUUUGA
This is a messenger RNA of Eremothecium cymbalariae DBVPG#7215, 312 nucleotides long. It is a transcript of the gene MRPL37, whose product is annotated as mitochondrial 54S ribosomal protein mL54. The transcript has a single exon. The record is from RefSeq and is a predicted model, not a curated record. Gene Ontology annotation, cellular component: mitochondrial large ribosomal subunit. Gene Ontology annotation, molecular function: structural constituent of ribosome. The coding region runs from base 1 to 312 and encodes 103 amino acids. Lineage: Eukaryota; Fungi; Ascomycota; Saccharomycetes; Saccharomycetales; Saccharomycetaceae.